AUGUCAUCAUUUUGUAAGGAUAAUUAUUUCGGUAAUCGCUAUUCUAACGACACAUGGGGAUCAAAUGCUGCCAAUGAGGAGGAGGAGCAAUCGUAUCCGGGUUAUGGGGUAUACGGGGAUGAAGGUGGAUACGGAAGUUACAGUGGAUACGGUGGUGAUAGUGGAUACGGGGGUGAAGGUGGUUACAGUGGAUAUGGGGGCUACGGUGGAUACGAUAGAUAUGGGGGUGACGGUGGUUACAGUGGAUACGGGGGUGAAGGUGGUUACAGUGUAUACGAUAGAUCUAGGGAUGAAGUUGGAUACGGUGGAUACGAAGAACAUGGUGGAUAUGGUUAUGAGUCCCGUAACACAUCACUUUAUGAACCAUCUACCCCGGGCAAUCCAUUUCAAGUAAAUGAGCGUUUCAUGUCUCUAACUGAUUUGAAGAAUUGGGUACAAGAAACGGGAAAGGAUAAUGGUUACGUAAUUGUUACCCGCCGAUCAAAAAAUAUUGGCGGUACUACUGGGAUGGUAUGGCUUGUGUGCGACCGUAGUGGUGAACACCGUAGUAAAGCAACAGUUAGGAAAGCUGGUAGCAAAAAAAUCGGCUGCCCAUUUUCAUUACUCGCCAUCCGGGACGUGACGAACGACACGUGGGAGUUAAAAGUGGACUGUGCGAACCAUAACCACGAACCUACGACGAGUCUGUUGGGCCACGCUUUUGUGCGAAGAUUUACUAAAGCCGAAUACAAGCUAGUGGAGCAGCUAACUGCUCAAAACAUGGAGCCACGUAUCAUAUUUCAAACCCUAAGAAAGCAGUUCCCCGACAGCCUGCACGUUCAGAAAGACGUGCAAAAUGCGGUACAAAAAAUUAGAGCGACAAUAAUGGACGGAAAGAAUCCUAUUCAGGCACUGGAAAGCCUGCUGCAUGACCGCCGAUUCAUUUACGACACCCGACAAGAUCCCAAAACAGAUGUCGUAACAGAGAUUUUCUUUGUUCAUCCUUAUUCAAUCACUAUGUGGCGUGCAUUCCCGCACGUGAUGUUGAUCGACGCGACCUACAAAACAAACCUCUACAACAUGCCAUUUGUCCAGGUUGUGGGUAUGACGUCGACUGGGAAGUCUUUUUGUAUCGCACAUGCCGUUAUUUGUAAAGAACGAAGGGGUAACUACGUGUGGGUGCUUGAGCGGAUCAAGUCAAUAUUGCAUGAAUGUAUGAUGCCGCGUGUGAUAGUCACGGAUAGGGAGCUUGCCCUAAUAAACGCGUGUUCACGACGGGCUUAG
Helianthus annuus (common sunflower) is the source of this 1263-nucleotide messenger RNA. Its product is annotated as protein FAR1-RELATED SEQUENCE 5-like. Gene Ontology annotation, cellular component: mitochondrion. Gene Ontology annotation, biological process: thymine catabolic process; L-valine catabolic process. The transcript has 3 exons. NCBI's taxonomy places the organism in Eukaryota, Viridiplantae, Streptophyta, Magnoliopsida, Asterales, Asteraceae. The record is from RefSeq and is a predicted model, not a curated record. Gene Ontology annotation, molecular function: methylmalonate-semialdehyde dehydrogenase (acylating, NAD+) activity; malonate-semialdehyde dehydrogenase (acetylating, [NAD(P)+]) activity. The coding region runs from base 1 to 1263 and encodes 420 amino acids.